Dictyostelium purpureum is the source of this 1194-nucleotide messenger RNA. RefSeq lists its product as uncharacterized. Bases 1 to 1194 code for a protein of 397 amino acids. NCBI's taxonomy places the organism in Eukaryota, Evosea, Eumycetozoa, Dictyosteliales, Dictyosteliaceae. The transcript has 3 exons. The record is from RefSeq and is a predicted model, not a curated record.
AUGGGCAACAGUAACACAACAUCCUCAAAAGCCGCUAUGGAAAAUAAUUUAUUAUCAUUUUUUGUUUUAAAUUGCGAAAAUGGUAAUGAAUUUAGAAAUGAUGUUGAUAAAAAAGAAAUUUUAAAAUAUCAAAAACACAAAUUAUCAGUAACAAUUAAAUAUAAUGGCAAUGAAAAGAGUAUUUCAUGUGAUUAUUACAAGAAUUCAGUUUGGAACAAAGGUGUAAUCCAACAUCCAUUGGUAUCAAAUGUAAAUAGUUGUACUAUCGCAUUGGGUUGUAGCACCAGUAAAAAGGCACCAAAAUAUAGAGAAAUCGAAUUUGAAUUUGGCCAAUACCAAGAAGGCCAAGUUAUUUCUCUCCAAUUCUUUAAAGAGGGUUCCACACAAGAAGAGCAACAACAAGAGUAUACUCAAGAUGGCGCUGAUGAAGUUCCAAUGGAAACAACCUCAGGUGGUAAUGGCCAUCCAACUACUUUAAAUAUUAUUUUCACAAAGAAUUUAUUGAACUUAAAGAAUGAAGUAAAUAGUAUUAUUAAAGAAACUAGAAAUUCUGAUAGCCAUUAUUCAUUCCUUUUCCCAUUCGAAGAUGAUGAUUUCGAUAAUGGAGAUAUCAUUUUAUAUUCAGGCUCAUCACCAGUAUCAGAAAUUAUUAGAGAUAGAUUCUGCAGACCAUGGUCACAUGUUGGUAUUGUUGUAAAGACUUAUCCAUUCAUCAAUCAAAUUAAAGGUCAAGAGUUAUCAGAAGAGCCAGUACUCUAUGUUAUGGAAUCAACUGGUAAAGAGGGUAUUAAAGAUCCAUUUAGAAAAACCCAAUCUUUGACCGGUGUAAAUAUUUUCCCAUUAAGAGACCGUAUUAAGGAGUAUGGUGGUUAUAAUGUCCAAGCAAUUCGUUUAAAUACUCCAUUUAAUCAACGUCAAAAAGAAAGAUGGUUAACCAAUUGCUUUGAAAUGCAUGGUGCUCGUGUUCCAUUCGAUGUUUUCCAAGGUGCUGUUUUAUUAUUAGAAAGAUUAAGACAAUGGAAUCAAGUAAGUGAUAAAUCUGUUUUCUGUUCAGAGUUAGCCGCCAUAUGUUUAUUUAGAGCAGGUGUUUUAGAUGAUGAUGAAAAUUAUCCAGCAAAUACUGACCCAGGCGAAGUAUCUGAAUUUAAAUGUUUUAAAGGAAGUAGAAUUAGAUUUUUAAAAUAUGAUAUUUAA